Daphnia pulicaria is the source of this 9559-nucleotide messenger RNA. It is a transcript of the gene rhea, whose product is annotated as talin-2-like. Gene Ontology annotation, cellular component: cytoskeleton; focal adhesion; ruffle. Gene Ontology annotation, molecular function: structural constituent of cytoskeleton; integrin binding; actin filament binding. NCBI's taxonomy places the organism in Eukaryota, Metazoa, Arthropoda, Branchiopoda, Diplostraca, Daphniidae. The coding region runs from base 540 to 8930 and encodes 2796 amino acids. The transcript has 32 exons. The record is from RefSeq and is a predicted model, not a curated record. Gene Ontology annotation, biological process: cell-cell adhesion.
GUCAAAACGGCACGCCGAGUUGUUGUUAUUUUGAAAGUUUUGCCACCCUUCUUUUUUUAAGUGUGUGUUUAAGGAUUUAAUGCGAACCGAUCGAACGUCAAUAACAUUUCCCCCCAGUGAUUGACAAUUUGUACAUUUUUGUCGUCUGCUUCUCUCGCAGUUGAUUGUGUUUUUCAGUUUAGUCAUUUGCAGUGAGCAGCAUAGUCGGUCUUUUUUUUGUAUCUUCACCCCCCGGGUCUGGUGGAGGAACCCAGUUCUCCAUUCGAAACUCCUUUUUUGGCCUUUUUGGAAACCGUCAACAAACUAAAGCAGCAGCAAGGAAGCAACAAGAAACAAGAUAAGCUCAAAGGAAGAGGAAACCCACCAGAGCACAUAGACAACUUUUUUGCUCUUCACGUCGACGGAGCUGUUGGAAAAACAAUCGCCCAAGCGGCUCUACACAACCGCCCACACACGAACGGCGAGGAGGAGCCGGCUGACGUGAAGAAGGAGAAAAGGAAGCGGCGGAAGCGGACGAAAGUCCUGAAGAAUCCGACGCCAUGGCGUCGAUAUCGCUCAAGAUCAGCAUCGUCGAGAAGGAUGUGGUCAAGACGAUGCAGUUCGAUCCCAACACGGCCGUCUACGAUGCCUGCCGCGUCAUCCGUGACAAGAUUACCGAAGCUAAUCUCGGACAACCUAAAGAUUAUGGCCUUUUCCUGGCCGAUGAGGAUCCCAAAAAAGGCAUUUGGUUAGAACCUGGCCGCAAUCUGGGCUACUACGUUCUCCGCACUGGGGAUUUGCUGGAAUACCGCCGAAAGAUGAGGACCCUCAAAGUCCGCAUGUUGGACGGCACAGUCAAGACGAUGUUGGUGGAUGACAGUCAGCCGGUCACUAAUUUGAUGGUGGUCAUUUGCACUAAAAUCGGAAUCACCAAUCACGACGAGUACUCGUUGGUGCGUGAGAACCUAGAGGAGGAAGCGGAAAACAAACCCAAUUUCGGGACGCUGACCCUGCGGCGCAAGAAGGAGGAGAAGGAGCCACGCGAUCAGAAGAUGGAACAACUCAAGAAGAAAAUCAAAACCGACGACGAACUGAAUUGGGUGGACCAUUCGAAGACGCUGCGCGAGCAAGGCAUCGAUGAGAGCGAAACGGUGUUACUGCGUCGCAAGUACUUUUUCUCGGACGGCAACGUGGACUCGCGCGACCCUGUCCAGCUGAACUUGCUUUUUGUCCAAGCGCGUGACUCGAUUCUCAAUGGGACUCAUCCCGUCACGUUGGACAAAGCCUGCGAAUUCGCCGGGAUCCAGUGCCAGGCCCAGUUCGGAGACUAUAUCGAAUCCAAGCACAAGCCCGGCUUCUUAGAUUUGAAAGAGUUUCUUCCACAGUCGUACAUGAAAGUCAAAGGCGUUGAGAAGAAGGUCUUUGGCGAGCACAGGAAGCACAACGGACUGUCUGAAAUCGAAUCCAAAGUGGCCUACGUCAAAACUGCCCGCUCAUUGAGCACCUAUGGUGUUACCUUCUUUUUGGUCAAGGAAAAAAUGAAGGGCAAAAACAAAUUGGCUCCGCGCCUUCUGGGCGUGACCAAAGACUCAGUCCUGCGCCUCGACGAACGAACCAAGGAGAUCCUGAAAGUAUGGCCGUUGACGACGGUGCGCCGCUGGGCCGCUUCGCCCAACACUUUUACGCUCGAUUUCGGCGACUACUCUGAUCAGUACUAUUCGGUUCAGACGACCGAAGGUGAACAAAUCUCACAGCUGAUUGCCGGAUACAUCGACAUUAUCCUCAAAAAGAAACAAGCCAAGGAUCAUUUCGGUAUCGAAGGAGAUGAAGGAUCAAACAUUGUGGAGGACAGCGUUUCUCCAUUCAAAGCGACAAUUGUCCAACAUACUGCCGGGUCCGGCAUCAAGAGCGGCAAAGUCCAGACGGAAUCCGUGGCCAAACCGGCCAUUGUUCGAGCUGCUGAUGUGCCCCAAAAGUACGACGUCGGGCAAACACAGCCGCCCCAGUUGCCCACGUUGCAAGGUCUGGCUACCGUUGCUCACGCACCACCCACGGUCCAGCAGCCGAAGGUGACGAGCGUGUUGACGGAGCCGCAGCGAGCGCUCAUCAGUACCAUCAGCGAGGGUCAGAAGGCCGUCGAAGAGGCCGAGCGCAUUCUCGAUACGAAAUUGCAAGUGCCCGACUUGGGAACCGAUCCCGCCUCGUUGAAGUGGAAACAGAAUCAGCUGGACACGAACAAGCAGAAUGUGUCGUCCCAAAUUGCCGCCAUGAAUGCGGCCACGGCCAGCGUCAUCACACUCACUUCGGGCCCGCCGGAGGAUGUGGACCACCAAGCUGUGGGUGCAGCCAUAUCGACCAUCUCGUCCAACUUGCCGGAAAUGGCCAAAGGCGUCAAGCUCAUCUCUGCUUUGAUGGAAGGCGAGGAGCACGACGACCGGCUCAUGGACGCUACGCGUCGACUCUGCAAGGCCUUCUCUGACCUGCUGGAUGCCGCCAAACCCGAGAACAACAAUAUGCGACAGAACCUGCUGUCGGCCGCCUCCAAAGUUGGCGAAACCACGUACGACCUGCUGAAGCAGCUGGGAGAGGCAGACAAUUCGAGUCGUGAACUCCAGGAUAUGCUGCUGGGAUUGGCUAAAGCCGUGGCCAACACCACGGCCGCCCUGGUCCUCAACGCUAAGGCCGUGGCGGCCGCUUGUCCCAACGAGACGGAGCGUCAGCAGGUGAUUGCCGCAGCGACGCAAUGCGCCCUGGCCACUUCGCAGCUGGUGGCGUGUGCCAAGGUCGUGGCGCCUACCAUCAGCGAUCCGGCUUGUCAACAGCAUUUGAUUGACGCGGCCCGUGAAGUGGCCCGCGCCGUCGAGGGAAUUCUCGCUCUCUGCCAGCAAACGUGUCGCGAUGACAAAUUGGAGGCCAAUUUGAGGAAAGCGGCCGGGGACGUCGCAUCGGCUCUCAAUGAUUUGCUGGCCCACAUCAAAGAAGGGACGGGCCGCAAUCGAGCCACCGAGAGCGUUCACGAAGGGGCCGUGGAUAACAUUUUGGCCGCCUCGGACCGCCUCUUUGCCGCUCAAGGUGACGCUGCCGAAAUGGUGCGCCAGGCUCGCGUUCUUGCCCAGGCUACCGCCCAGCUUAUUCAAGCCAUCAAGGGAGAAGCGGAAGCUCUACCCGAUUCCGAAUUGCAGCAGCGAUUGUUGGCUGCUGCUCGAUCCCUGGCCGAGGCGACGGCUCGGAUGGUGGAGGCGGCCAAGGCCUGCGCCAGCAGCCCCAACGACCCCAAUCAACAGCACAAAUUGCGACAGGCUGCCGAAGAACUUCGCGGCACGGCAGAAUCGGCGGCCGGCGAGGCUAUCAAGAAGAAAGUCAUCAAGCGUUUGGAAACGGCGGCCAAACACGCGGCCGCCACGGCCACCCAAUCGAUCGCCGCUGCCCAGGCUGCAGGACCGCACAAUUCGAACCCGACCAGCCAAGAUCAACUGCUGGCCGCUUGCAAAGCCGUGGCCGAUCAAAUCGCCAAACUGGUUCAAGGAGUCAAGGGAACUCUCGCCAAUCCGGAAUCACCGGCUUCCCAACUGGCCCUUAUCAGCGCCAGCGAGGAGUUCAUCCAGAGCGGAAACCCGAUGGUUGCGGCUGCCAAAACGGCCCUGCCGACCGUCAACGACCCGUCCUCGUCGAUGCAGUUGAACAACAGCUCCAAACAGUUCUCUACGGCUCUGACGGAUCUGCGGACGGCCGUCACCAAAGCCCGAGAUACUUGCGGUCCACUGGAACUCGAUUCCGCUUUAGACAUGCUCUACAGCCUCAAGGAUGAGCUGGAUGCUUUCAGUGGAGCCGUCGAUGCUUCCAAAUUGAAACCCCUUCCUGGCGAGACGGCCGAGAACACUGCCCAGCAGUUUAGCGCCACUUCUAAAGCGGUUGGUUCUAACAUGGCCCAGUUGUUGACCGCCGUGAAUCAAGGCGACGAGAAACACACCGGAAUGGCCGCACGUAGCACGGCCGUCGCCCUGCAGGAUUUGACGGAUGCCGUUCGUGGAGUGGCCGCCACUUCGGAUCAACCCGAACAGCAGCACAAGAUCAUCGACAGCGCCAAAGAUGUGGUGGUCCAGGCCAUCACUCUGAUUGAGGAGGCCCGAUCGGCCACUACCAAUCCGCAAGACAUCGCCAUCCAGCAACGCGUCACUCAGAUCGCCCGCGACGUCUCGCAAUCUUUGAGCAAGUGCGCCGGGUGCUUGCCUGGGCAGAAGGACGUGGACGAGGCCAUCAACUCGAUCAAUUCGGCCUCGGAGAUAUUGGAAGGCGAACGAUACCCUCGCAGUGACAAAUCGUACCACGAACUGCAAACGAUGCUGGGCUCCGCUGCGGCUGAUUUGAACGACGCGGCCGGCGAAGUCGUUGGAACGGCUCGAGAGUCGCCCACACGCCUCGCCUGGGCAUCCAAGACUUACAGCACUUCGUUCUGCUACAUGAUGAACGUCGGCAUGGAAAUGGCCGGCCAGACCAAGGACACUGAAACCCGUUCGCAGAUGAUCGUUUCUCUCAAGAAUAUCACCCUCGUCUCGGGCAAAUUGCUGACGGUGGCCAAGACGGCCAACGCCGAUCCAUCGGCUCCCAAUGCCAAGAACAACUUGACGGCAGCGGCCCGCGCCGUUACCGAAGCCAUUAACGGACUUGUCGAUGUUUGCACGGCCAGCGCUCCUGGUCAAAAGGAAUGCGAUAAUGCCGUGCGGGCCAUCCAGUCGACUCGCUCGCUUUUGGAAAAGCCCAACGAACCGGUUAACGACAUGUCUUACUUUGAAUGCCUGGACACGGUCAUGGAGAAAUCCAAGAGCCUGGGCGAUGGCAUGACCGGCAUCGCUAACAAUGCCAAGAAAUCCGAACACGAGCCAUUUGGCGAAGCUGUCAAAGACGUUUCGAAUGCCAUUACUGGACUUGUCGAGGCUGCCGCACAAGCCGCUUACCUAGUCGGUGUCUCUGAUCCGUCAAGCGUAGCCGGAAGAUCUGGUUUGGUUGAUCAAGCAGCCUUUGCCAGAGCUUCACAGGCCAUUCAGUCAGCCUGUCACGCACUGUCCAGUCCCAGCAGCACCCAGCAACAAGUUUUGUCUGCCGCUACGGUUAUCGCCAAGCACACCAGCUCUCUGUGCAACGCCUGUAGAGUGGCCUCGUCAAAGACGACGAAUCCGGUAGCCAAAAGACACUUUGUCCAAUCUGCCAAGGAUGUGGCCAAUUCGACGGCUAAAUUGGUCAAGGAAAUCAAAGCCCUGGACCAGGACUACAGCCAGCGCAAUCGCGAUAACUGCGCCGCUGCAACUCAGCCUCUCAUCGAAGCGGUCGAGAAUUUGUGCACGUUCGCCAACUCACCCGACUUUGCCUCCAUCCCGGCUAAAAUUUCACCAACCGCCCGCCAAGCCCAAGAACCCAUUACUUCAGCCGGCAAAUCUAUCAUUGACGGUUCGUGCUCGAUGAUUUCGGCAGCCAAGUCGCUGGCCCUCAACCCCAAAGAUCCACCCACUUGGCAAGCUUUGGCCAAUCACAGCAAGAGCGUCUCCGAUUCGAUCAAGAAAUUGGUAUCUUCCAUCCGUGACAAGGCGCCGGGACAGAAGGAGUGUGAUGAUGUCAUCUCCAUCAUGUCGAAUUGCGUCCGUCAGCUGGAUCAAGCUUCGCUGUCUGCCAUAUCUCAGAAUCUGAGCCCCCGUCGAGAGAAAUCGGCCCAGGCCUUUGCUGAACAGACAACCAACUGCGCUAUGGAAAUCGCCGAUCGCAUCGACAGCGUCCGCUCUGCCGCUAAAGGAGAAGCCGAAAAACUUGGUCACGCGGUCACCCAAAUAUCCCAUUACUUUGAGCCGAUGGUAGUGGCCGCCACUGGAUCUGCCUCGUACCUGCUGAACUCCAAACAGCAAAUGAUGAUGCUUGAUCAAUCCAAGACCGUCACUGAAUGCGCCAUUCAGCUCGUUCUCGUCGCCAAGGAAGCCGGAGGAAAUCCCAAAGCUGUUCAAGUUCAUACGGAUCUUGACGAAUCUGCCGAGGCCAUGAAGGAGGCUCUACGCGACUUGCUGUCGACAGUCGAGACGGUGGCCACCGAGGCCGGUGUGGUUUCUGGUCUCGUCGACUCAAUUACUGCUUCCAUGAAUCAAAUGGAGAGCCGGGCGCAAACGGGCUCUUCUGGGGAUGAAGCCGACGGUACUAGUUUUGUUGAUUACCAAACACGAAUGGUUCAGGCCACCAAAGAAAUUGCUCGACUAUCCCAAGAUAUGGUUGCCAAGUCUGGUUCGGAUAAUGUGAGUCAGUUGGGUCAACUGGGCGCAUCCAUAACACACUUGUACACGCAAUUGGCGACGGAUACUCAAGGGGCCGUUGCUAAGACUUCGAGCGUCGAAAUUGCUAUGCGAAUUAAAUCGACCGUUCACGAUCUGGGUCGAACCUGCAUCGAUCUGGUCAAAGCCGGCGGCGCUCGGCAGGGCGCUCCGGACGAUGUCUUUACUCAACGAGAUCUUUCUGACGCCGCUCGCCUUGUCGGCGAAAAGGCGUCGCAAGUUUUGGCCGCUUUGCAGGCCAGCUCCCGCGGAACUCAGGCCUGUAUCAACGCCGCCAGCACAGUGUCGGGUAUCAUCGGCGAUUUGGACACGACCAUCUUGUUUGCCACGGCCGGUACUUUGCACGCUGAGAACGAAGACGAAUCUUUCGCCGACCAUCGCGAGAAUAUCUUGAAGACGGCCAAGGCUUUGGUGGAAGACACGAAAACAUUGGUGGCCGGUGCGGCUUCUUCGCAAGAGCAGUUGGCUGUGGCCGCCCAAAAUGCUGUGGCCACUAUCGUCCAACUUUCUGAUGUUGUCAAACUGGGAGCCGCUUCCCUUGGCUCUAACAAUCCGGAAGCCCAGGUUAUGUUGAUCAACUCCGUCAAAGACGUGGCAUCUGCCCUCGGCGAUUUGAUCCACGCCACUAAAUCCGCAUCGGGCAAGAGCAUUAACGAUCCGGCAAUGAUCUACUUGAAGGAUUCAGCCAAGGUAAUGGUGACCAACGUGACAUCUCUACUCAAAACAGUCAAAGCGGUCGAAGACGAGCACACCAGAGGCACUCGCGCUCUCGAGUCAACCAUCGAAGCUAUUGCGCAGGAAAUUCGGGCGUUCGAUUCGCCAGAACUGCCUCGUGUCAAGUACACACCGGAAGAUCUUGUCCGGGUCACGAAACCCAUCACGUUGGCAACGGCCAAGGCUGUUGCGGCGGGAAACAGCUGCUUCCAGGACGACGUUAUCGUAGCGGCUAAUGUCGGCCGCAAGGCCAUCUCCGACAUGUUGACAACUUGCAAGGGUGCUGCCUACUCUGCGGAGACGAACGACAUCCGAUCCAAGACGUUGCUCGCCGGCCGCGAGACGGCUCUUCAGUACCGCGAGCUGUUGCAACUGGUGCUGCACGUGUUGUCGCGGCCCAAUCCGGCCGCCAACCUCGAAAUCAAGAACAACUUCCCCGUUGUUUCGCGCAAAAUCGCCCACUGCGUCACCGGUCUCGUUUCCAUGGCUGAAAUCCUCAAAGGUACCGAUUGGGAAGAUCCGGAAGACCCGACAGUCAUCGCUGAAAACGAGUUAUUGGGAGCAGCUUCAUCCAUCGAUGCUGCAGCCAAGAAAUUGGCCAAUUUGCGUCCUCGCAUCAGCUCUACAAAGGAAACGGAUGAAAGUCUCAGCUUCGAUGAGAUGAUUCUUGAAGCCGCCAAAUCGAUUGCUGCCGCUACGUCAGCUCUCGUCAAGGCCGCUUCCGCUGCCCAGCGUGAAUUGAUUGACAUUGGAAAAAUAAGCCGCCGCCCGCAAGUGGAUUCGGAUGACGGCCAGUGGUCGGAAGGUUUGGUGUCAGCGGCUCGACUCGUAGCCGCUGCUACUCACAGUCUGGUCGAAUCGGCCAACGCACUGGUCCAGGGUCAAUCUUCCGAAGACAAAUUGAUUUCAGCCGCCAAGCAAGUAGCAAGUUCAACUGCUCAACUAUUGGUGGCCUGCAAAGUGAAAGCCGAUCCUGACAGCAAGUCGACUCAACGUCUUCAGGCGGCUGGCAAUGCUGUGAAACGAGCAACGGACAACUUGGUCAAGGCUGCCCAGCAAGCCAUCGCUCAAGAAGAAGAGCGCAGUCUUGUCGUCAACCGCAGAAUGGUCGGCGGAAUUGCGCAAGAAAUUGACGCACGCUCCGAGGUUCUCCGUAUCGAGCGUGAACUGGAGGAAGCCCGCAGUCGAUUGACGGCCAUUCGUCGAGCCAAGUACCGCGGUGAGGGCGAUUCGGACGCCGAAGGUUACAUGUCUGGUUAUGAUUCAUCAAUGGAGACAUCUGGCUAUCGAACCAACAUGAACGGAUCCGAUAUAGACCGCAGUCCGGCUCCACCUCCCCAGCAAGUGAUGUCGACGUUUCAAGCCGAGAGCAGAGUCCGUCAGGUUUAUCAGCCUCAACAGUCGAGUAGUCUGCUGCAAUCGAACAGUCCGCAACAGCAAAUGUAUCAACACCUUCAGCGCGAUCAGCGGUCCGUUUCACCGGUCGCUCCACCAAAGAAGCAACCGCCUGCAACGCCGCCACGCCUGUCGUCGACACAGAAACCGCAACAGCAGCAACAACAACGGGACAGCGACUCGCCUCUGAUGAUCCUGCAACGCCAGCGCCAUCUGCUGGAAUCGACGGCCAACAGCGCCAACAAUUCGAUGGUGGAAGAUCACACGCCAUCCUUCUCUGAGUCAAGGCAAAGGUUCAACAACAGUAGCUCAUUCAAUUCAUCAACAUCCAUGUCGAGCUUUCAAAGUCCUGUUCAAGUACAACAUGGUGCCUCCGCUGCUGGGGAUGCCCGAGAGUUCUACUCGGCCACUUCCAGUGUCCGCAGUAGCACGGAACAAAUCCACAGCCAGAUGACGACAAUGUCACAGCGAACUGAGAGGAUAAGCAUGUCAUCCUCGACAAGCAAAACUUAUCAACAAUUACAAGAGAAGUAGACGAAGUCUCUAGAGGUGCCUUAGAGAAAAACAAAACACACACACAAUGGAAUGGUGCUAAGUUGUUUGGUUGUUUUGGCCGGCCUCACCUUUAGGUCGUUGGCCUUUUGUUACAUUUUUUUAUAUUUCUCUAUCUUUGAUUUUUUUUUGGCGCCCAAGCAGUUUUUCCGGCUUCGAUAAGUAAUGUGCCUUCGCAUAACACAAUCACAAAAAUUAAUAUCUUAGUUGCCAAGUACAUCCAAAUGUACGCUGUUUGUUUUACAUAGAGGGAGUUUUAAGGUUUUCGAAAGCGAAAAAGUUAAAAAACAAAUUACAAUUGAAGCUUGGAACGGCGUGUGCGUGUAUUGAACAUACUUUAUACUUGCGUCACAUCUUUCUAAUCCGCCUCGCCAUUGAUGGUUUCUACCCCUUUUUCUCCUUCCAAUCGGUCGCUGUUACUUCUCUCCAUAUGAUCCGCCUUUUCUGAACAAAGUGCCAAAACGAAGAUGCUCUUCCGCCCCAACAUUUUAUCACCGAAUUUUUUUUCUUUUUCUCGCAACAGGAAUUUUGGAUCACUUAUCUUGUUAUAAACAUUCUUGAUAUUCAUCUAUAUAUAAUCAGUCUGCUCUAAUACACUAUUCAAUAACUUA